Oppiella nova is the source of this 1917-nucleotide messenger RNA. NCBI's taxonomy places the organism in Eukaryota, Metazoa, Arthropoda, Arachnida, Sarcoptiformes, Oppiidae. The record is from the annotation of a GenBank genome assembly.
UCGGGGGGAACGACACCACCGCCGAGGAAGAGACAGAGACAGUCAGCGCACUCAGUGAUCAUCAGCACGUCAUCAGCGGUGAGCCAAUCGCCAGGCGAGUCGUUAUCCCAUUCGAGUCAGAGUUCAUCGCAUUUGCCAUCAAUCGCUUCAAUCACUGCUACCAUGCAAUCCAUGGCUAACGGAUCCAAUGAAGACAACCAAACCAAUGCGCCCAUCGAUGGCGCCAAUAAGGACUCAGCGCAGCACUACUCCAACGGAUCCAAUGGUUCCAAUGGAUCCGCUUCUAACGGACACUCUUUGAAUGGAGUGAACGCUGAGCUCAACGACACCAAUGAGACCAAUGGUGAUGAUAGUGACCACCAAUUGGUGUACAUUAAGUCCAAAACAGAUCAGGACAUCAUUCGACUCAUUGGGCAACACUUGCGAGCCGAGUCAGCCCUCUAUGAACUCAACCCAUUGCUCGAGUCGUCCAAAGCGAUGACCAAAAUGAAGUUCUUAUUGUUGGAGCAAAAGUAUAUGGAGUGCAUUGAGGAACAGAAACCCAUGGAAGCCAUCAGUUGUCUUCGCAAUGAGUUAACACCUCUUAAGUAUAACACCGCACGUGUCCAUCAACUCAGCCGGUACAUAAUGUGUAACUCUUGCGAUGAGCUGAAAAAGAUAUCGAGUUGGGAGGGAAAGGGAUUGCCCUCAAGGAUCAAACUGAUGGAGAAAUUGCAAAGUUUCCUACCGCCGACUGUAAUGCUUCCGCCGCGAAGAUUACGAGCCCUUCUGUGCCAAGCGGUUGACCUCCAGAAGGAUCGCUGUCCUUAUCAUAACUUCACAGUUGACGCGGGACUCGAUUCCGUGAACUUAUUGGUUGACCACAUCUGCAGUCGAGAGGACUUCCCGAGUGAGACCAUUCAGAUUCUCACAGAUCAUUGCGACGAAGUGUGGUUCUGUCGCUUCUCCAAUGACGGCACAAAGUUGGCCACCGGUUCCAAAGACAGCACUCUUAUGAUAUGGGAUGUCGACCCCGACACCUUAAGACUAAAACAUAAGCAUACGUUUGAGGGGCACUCGUAUGGUGUGUCAUACCUGGCCUGGAGUCCAGACGAUAACUAUUUGAUCGCUUGUGGACCCGACGACUGCUCAGACCUUUGGGUUUGGAACGUUCAGUCGGGGGAAUUGCGGGUAAAAGUGAGUCAUUCGCCUGAAGACAGUCUGACGACGUGUUCGUGGCAUAAGGACGGCAAGAAGUUUGUGACGGGAGGCCAAAGGGGGCAGUUCUACCAAUGCGAUUUGGACGGCAAUGUGAUCGACACGUGGGAAGGCGUGAGAGUCCAAUGCCUGUGCUUUCGAAAAGACGGCAAAACAGUGUUGGCGGCCGACACUCACCAACGAAUUCGUGGCUAUAAUUUCGAAGAGCUGUCCGAUUUCAAUGUUAUAAGAGAAGACAACUCUAUAAUGUCGUUCACAUGCGACGAUUCGGGCCGUUUGGCGCUCAUAAACGUUGCCUCACAGGGCGUCCAUUUGUGGGACUUGGAGGACAAGAUAUUGUUGAGAAAAUUUCAAGGCGUAACUCAAGGCUAUUAUACAAUCCAUUCGUGUUUUGGUGGCGUGAAUCAAGUUUUUGUCGCCAGUGGUAGUGAAGACAAUAAGAUCUACAUUUGGCACCUGAAGCGAGAGAAGCCCAUAAGUGUGUUGACGGGUCACUCCCGGACAGUGAACUGUGUCUCGUGGAACCCCCGGUACCCACAGCUGAUCGCCAGUGCCUCAGACGAUGCCACAGUGAGAAUAUGGGGGCCGACGCCUGACAGACCACAAUCAGCGGCCACUGUGUCGAUGGCGUCGUCGCCUAAUCUGUUAACCACGCGAACCAUGGAUUCAAACCAUUCGAGUCCCAGUACUUCAACUAAUGUUGUGAAACCAUAAUCGAGU